CUGUGCUGUGAGCCCAGCCCACACACACACAGCCCAAUCAGGCUAGCAGGUCCCAUGGCCCACUGUCCCUUUCGAUGAACCAAUUGCUUCUUCCCCCAACUACCAGCCUUUCCCCUUCCUUCUCUAAUCAGCUUCUAUCCAUCUGGCCAUUGAACAAUCUCCGAUAUCCUGUCAAAAAAAAAAAAAACUCCGAUAGCUAGCAGCUUGCCUGAUUGAUCAUCCCGGAAGAUCAAGCACUGAAACUCCAAUUUCAGUUCAGUUAUCACCGAGGACACUGACUGAAGUAGAGAUGGCGGAGCGUUCAGAGAACGCGGCGGGGGACAUGAUGAGCAACAUCAUGGACGCCAUCGCCGAGAACCUCCCGAACAAGAAGUCCGUCAGGUUCGACGACGGCGAGGGCUCCAUCUCCGACCAGGCCAGGAAGCUGUUCGGCGGCGGCGGGCAGGGCGGCAAGAAGUCCGUCCACCACGUCCUGGGCGGCGGCAAGUCCGCCGACGUGCUUCUGUGGCGGAACAAGAAGAUCUCGUCGAGCGUGCUGGGCGCAGCGACGCUGGCCUGGGUCUUGUUCGAGUGGCUCGACUACCACUUGCUCACCAUCGCCAGCUUCGCGCUGGUGCUCGGCAUGGCCGUGCAGCUCGCCUGGUCCGCGCUCGCCUCGAACGUGCCCCGCCUCGAGGUGCCGGAGGAGGUGUUGGCCGACGCUGGCAGGGCCGCCGGCGCGCAGGUGAACCGGGCCCUGGGCGCGCUCCAGGACAUCUCCUGCGGGAGGGACCUGAGGCGGUUCCUCAUCGUGAUCGCCGUGUUCUUCGCGGCCGCGGUCGUCGGGAGCUUCUGCAACUUGCUGACGGUCAUCUACAUCGGGUUCGUGUGCGCGCACACGCUGCCGGUGCUGUACGAGAAGUACCAGGACCAGGUGGACGAGUUCCUGUGCAGCAUGCUGGGCCUGCUGCAGAAGCAGUACCAGAAGCUCGGCAGCAAGGGCGUCCUCGGCAAAGGGAAGGCCAGGAAGAGCGACUAGCUGGUUGGUUCGAUCUGCUCUGCCUGUGUAACAUAAUCUGCUGGGGUGGACGGCUGGUCCACUGAUACGCCUGUCUGCAUGUACGCAGCCAGCUGCGGUUUCCUGAAACCAACUCGAUGCCUGUACAGUGCUGAAAGUACUUGCUUGUGUAAUGCACUACAGUAAUGCUUUAGUAGCUUCGAAAACAGCGCAUUAAACGAGGUUCUUCUUGGGAGCUGUAGCGACCUCAAAA
Panicum virgatum (switchgrass) is the source of this 1250-nucleotide messenger RNA. Its product is annotated as reticulon-like protein B8. Lineage: Eukaryota; Viridiplantae; Streptophyta; Magnoliopsida; Poales; Poaceae. The record is from RefSeq and is a predicted model, not a curated record. The transcript has 4 exons. The coding region runs from base 290 to 1018 and encodes 242 amino acids.